AUGGUGUUUCACGCCUCUCUCCUCGCGGCGGCGAGUGCCACACUGGUCACAGCUGCAUACUCAUCAUCGUGCUCCUCUGGACCGGCAGCGGAGUUUCUGCUCCUAUCGAAUUACCAGCCGGCGCAGCAGUUCUGCGCGCAGAACUACCCUCCUCCAGCUCCGAAGACUGUCACUUUGUGCUCUGCCGCACUAUCAUACACAGGUUCGCGAAAACGCGACGAUAGCGGCUCAAAUGAUGAUACUAGCAAUGGAAUGCCUCCACCUGCAAGGACCAUCUUCAAAGCACUCCUCCGCCAGGACGACCCCACUCAGAAGAUCUUCUGCGCAUGCAUUACUCCGCCCGUGAAACCCAUCACAGUAAUAGCAAGUUGCGCCGCAGGCCAAACCUGCAGCCCCGACGGCGUUUGUCGACCUACCCGAGACUGCAGCAAUCCAGCCUCCUGCGACGGACACUCCUUCUGUGGCAAAGGGCCUACUGGAAACAACCUCUUCUGUCAUCAGGAUACUGACAAUGCCGAGAUGGGGUAUUGCAUGAAUGACGGUCCCGCCGAUCAAGGAUGUCCGGAGCCGUAUGAGGAUUGCCAGGCCAAUUCUGAUUGUGGUGGUUCCAGGGUGUGCAUACAUUCUUGCUGCAGGAGUGAGCCGUUCUGUGUGGAUGUCAUGGAUUAUAGGUCGGAGAAUCACAUGUCGCCUUCGAAAAUGUUUAGAAGGAGUGCUUGA
Fulvia fulva is the source of this 720-nucleotide messenger RNA. Its product is annotated as Ecp55. The record is from RefSeq and is a predicted model, not a curated record. NCBI's taxonomy places the organism in Eukaryota, Fungi, Ascomycota, Dothideomycetes, Mycosphaerellales, Mycosphaerellaceae. The transcript has a single exon. The coding region runs from base 1 to 720 and encodes 239 amino acids.